AUGUCUUCAUCCCAACAUGACGACCUUUUUGAUCUUUUCAAGCUGGAUGCAGUGGUAACAGACAAUUACACAACGCAUGUCGAAUAUAGAAAUGACCGAGUUCGAGGUAUACGCAAGGAAAAGAUCGAAAAUAGGUGGUAUAGAGAACGAGAUAUUGGGGAAGGCGCCUUUGGAAAAGUGUGGCUUGAAGUCAGAAGAGAUACUAAUGAUAAACGCGCGGUCAAAAGAGUCAGCAAGUUGCUGAUGCUGGACUAUAAAAAGGAACUUUUAGCGUUGGCAAAGUUCUCCAAGGACAAAUAUCAACAAGAAGGAACGUUCGUCAAAUUCUUUGGGUGGUUUGAAGAUUCAUUGAAUAUUUUCCUUGCCAUGGAAUUUCUCGAACUUGGUGAUUUAGAGCAAUAUAUCACUGCAACUGCAUCCAUUAGCGAGGAUGAAGUGAAGGAAAUAACAAUUGACGUGCUAAAUGGGCUCCAGAUAAUGCAUUAUGAAAAAUUUGCUCACCGCGAUCUUAAACCAAGCAAUAUAUUUGUUGUGCAAAAGCCACCAGAAUCAAGGUGGUGGGUGAAAAUUGGAGAUUUUGGAAUCUCGAAACGAGCUGAACAUGGUAUAACAUCAUUGCACACGGUAAUUGGCACUCCUCAUUAUAUGGCUCCUGAGAUUACUGGCGAUCUCGAUAUAGAUGAGCCAACAUCAGUAUACGAUACCGCUGUCGAUAUGUGGUCAUUGGGCUGCGUUAUAUAUAAAAUAGCAACACAGCGGGUACCAUUUUCUACUUUCAAAGACAUGAAGAAGUUCUAUUAUGGCAAAACGCCCUUUCCUGAACAAUUGCUAUUGGAGAAGGCGGCUUGCAGCGUAGACGGAGUGCGGUUUAUCAAAAAGUUAAUUCUCCCAAACCCCAAGGAUCGGUUAUCUGCCCCGAGUGCGCUUGAACAACCGUGGCUAUCA
Messenger RNA from Talaromyces proteolyticus, 945 nucleotides. Its product is annotated as kinase-like domain-containing protein. The annotation marks the transcript as partial. Gene Ontology annotation, cellular component: cytoplasm; autophagosome. The record is from RefSeq and is a predicted model, not a curated record. Gene Ontology annotation, molecular function: protein serine/threonine kinase activity; ATP binding. Gene Ontology annotation, biological process: peptidyl-serine phosphorylation; autophagosome organization; autophagy. Lineage: Eukaryota; Fungi; Ascomycota; Eurotiomycetes; Eurotiales; Trichocomaceae. The transcript has a single exon.